Molecule: messenger RNA, 1254 nt
Organism: Purpureocillium lilacinum
Lineage: Eukaryota; Fungi; Ascomycota; Sordariomycetes; Hypocreales; Ophiocordycipitaceae
Source: RefSeq, a predicted model, not a curated record
AUGAAGUCCGUGCUUCUCCUUCUAUUUGCCGCCACCGCCUGGAGCCGCGUGCCGCUGGCAUCUCGGCAGGAUUACCGCAAGAAUUGGCGACCAACUGCUACACAAUGCUCGAUGGGGGAUAUCGAGUCAUGCGGCACAGACGUUUAUUGCUUUUUCUACACCAGACGCCUAGACGGCGGACCCAUGUACGAGAACGAUGGCAGGUAUCACAGCCGAAAGUCUUGCCUGGAGAGCUACAAGCCAAACCCAGAGGGCCCGCCCAAGAGGGAGCUCAAGGUCUUUCAGUUUCCCCUCAAGGGCUGCGAUGAAUUCCGAUGCGACGCGACGAAUUUUCACAAGAGCUUUGAAUGGAGAUGCGGCACGCCCAAGUACUGCACGCUUUUCAACAACGCCACGGUGCUCGAGAACCCGGACGUCUCUUAUGGGAGCGAGCGGGAGUGCCUCGAUGACCACGAGACAGAGGAGCAGGCUAGAGCUAGGUCGACCCGAGGGGGCCUGCAUCCUUUCCAUGUCCCCGACUGCGCGAACUGGAAUGGCGACUACGGCAGGGGCAACGACGAGAGAAAAAUGGGGACCCGUGCCUGGUGCAGCAAGUACAGACAUGCGCUCUGGCGGGUAGAUUCCUACCGCGAGCCCCUAUCGGGGUACGCCUCCGAGGACGAGUGCCUCAAGGCUCGCCGGCUGCCCUCGGCGGAGCAGCAAGUCGACCCUGACGCGCCCACUCCGCACGCGAAGUCACCCGCCGACGCAAAAGCAACCCCAGCAGCCAGCGGUGUAAAGCUUCCCGACGCAAAAGCAACCCCAGCAGCCAGCGGUGCAAAGCUUCCCUGGAUACCAUCCCGUGGCUGGAAUCCCCAGUGCGUGAGAUAUCGGGUGGUGGACGAGAACAAGUGCGGCAGCGCCUCUUACUGCCGAGCCUUUGACGGAACGGACGCCAUGUCCAAGGAGGACAAGCCCGCGCACCCGAGCGAAGCGGCCUGCCUCGCUGCUCGCCAGACCCCGUUCGAGUAUACGCACAAGAGCACGAGGCACCUCCCGUGGGUGAAGGACCCCUUUGGACCCCCUGAGGUAGACUUAUUGCUGCCGAUAUGCAACCACCUGCCUUUCAAGGAAAGCUUCUGCGGCAGCUGGAAGUUCUGCGUUGCGCAAGACACCCAGGAUGAAUACAGGCAGCGGUUCAAGGCGUAUGUCUCUGCGCAGGCUUGCUUCGACGCGCGUCAGAAGCCAAAGGGUGAAAACUGGAGGUAUUGGUAG